Molecule: messenger RNA, 1435 nt
Organism: Suillus bovinus
Lineage: Eukaryota; Fungi; Basidiomycota; Agaricomycetes; Boletales; Suillaceae
Exons: 16
Coding region: 308-1171 (287 amino acids)
Source: RefSeq, a predicted model, not a curated record
CAGGAAAGCUCAUAGAGCACCGCGUCUGGGUUCCUUUGUUUGUUGCGGUAUAGAAAUAUCUCUUUCAAACUCACUUGUCAACUUUCAAUGGAUGCAUAUGUGGUAUCGAGUCAGCCCCGCCUCGUACGGCCUAUGUGUGACCACAUCAAUUUUUAUAUCAGCUAAUAAAAUACGGGUAACGGCAUGCCUGAAUAAAGAUCGAAUGAUGUCUUUAGAUUAAAGUUUGGCCCCGGUUCAAAGCUUAUUCAGAACAGAUACUUAAGAAGGUGCAUGACGAACGCACGAAGCCCUUUUUGACCUCGAACGAAUGCGCAUGGGUUAUUCGGCUGACGAGAUCGCAGCGGCCGGGAGUCUACAGUACUUGGCGUACAUAUGUACGUCGAUGGCGACAUUCUGGAUCUAUGAUUAUGUCUGUUCACUUAACGAAGAGUGGACGUUCCUGUGUCGGUCGCGCUGGACCAAGGUAAAAGUCCUUUAUAUCAUAGCGCGAUAUGUUCCCUUUCUAUUCGUCAUCACGAAUAUAUUUCUGAAUUUCGACCCGAACGAGAACCCUAAAAAAUGCAAGAUUCUGGUGGAUAUCUACUCCAGUUUUGGAGUGAUAUCGCUCGCUUGCUCUGAAUCCUUUUUCGUGCUAAGGACAUAUGCGCUUUGGAACAGCAAUAAGAUCGUACUUGUAGCCAUGCUGUCCGCCCUUUUCGUUGUCAUUGCAUCGUUCAUCGGCAUUUGUUUUAGCGCUAUCGCCACCUCUUAUGUUACGACUAGCGCGAUACCAGGCAUCACAGGCUGCUACCGGAGCUCGACCAGCCUCCAAUUCCUCAUGCCAUUCCUUCUCUUGUUUCUCUUUCAGCUGGGACUGGUCUCCUUAACACUCAUACGUGUCGUCCAGACCUGGCGAUCGUCCAACAGCACCAUGUACGCCGUUCUAACGAAGCAUAAUGUGUUUUACUAUGCAUGCGCUCUGUUUCUCUCGGGCAUGAAUGUCCUUGCGCCAGUAAUGUUUUCUAAUCCUAUAUGGUACUCCCUCCUCGAAGAUUUGGAGGCCUUUAUCCUUGCGAUCCUCGCCACACGCAUGCACCUCUAUCUCUGGCAUGUUGAUCGACACGUGCAUGGCUCUCAGAUCCUCGCGUGCAUUUCCAUGUCCGAUAUGACAUCUACGGUCACCACGACGUGACCUCUCGUGGCGUGGAGUUUAUUUGGUGUCGUUCAUGAAGCGAGACUUGACCUACGAGAUGGCUGGUCGAGGGUGGCUUGGCGUGAUGAAUACCUUUCCGUUUUGAAUCUUGAUUCAUAUCGCAGAGCAGAGGCUACAUAAACUGUUUGUAGAUGUUCAUGCUCAACGAUGAGAACUCCCGCCUGUUGCAAUAUGUUCUGGAAUUCCAUUCACAAAUUCCUGCUUUGUAAAUAUCUUUUCCUGCAGAGCAAGUCCAAGUCCCAG